AUGGAAAUUACGCUAGGUGAGGGGCCCAAGGCAGAGCCUGCUGUGGCCGUCAAUGAGCAAGGUCAUGACAACAACAACAAUAGCAGUAGCACGGAUGCCACUACAGCAGCAAACGCAAAUAUAGAUUUCACUAGUGAGGCGCCGCAGCAACGACACAGUUCCUUGAAAGAUGAAGAGAUUGUUACGAACACAGAGGAGGCAGAUAGCGACGCGGUGACGAUAUCGGCGAUACAGCUACCAUCCAUUCCGGAAAAUAAGUUGGUUUCUCAUGAAGUACCCUCUGUGGAAGAAGACGACGCUCAGAAUAUGUUUGAUCAGGAUCACGAUGAUAGCGACAAUUUGUUUGGCGAAACAGAGAGCUCUGUUUCCAAUAACGAGACGAAUACUCCCAGCAUACCUACGAACUCGGUAGAAAGUGAAAAUAACAAGCCUGCUGAGAAGGAAGACAGCGUAAUACAAAUUCCAAAUGAAAAUCCUGAAAAUUUAGAGGAGGAAAGAAUGGAGGAAAAGGAGGAAGCAGGGGGAAAUGCCGAUCCUGAGAGUGUUAAGGAGGAAACCCAACCAAGUCAAAAGGCAAAGGAAAUGGGUGGCGAGGAGGAGGAGGAGGAGGAGGAGGAGGAGGAUGAGGAUGAGGAGGAUGAUGAUGACGAUCAACCGAUGAUGAGUCCCGACAAUUCAAUAUUUGGGGAUACAAAAAGUGAAACCAAACAGCUGGACAAUGGUUCGUCCUUCGCUGAUACUCCGUCAGCAAUUCCGGAUGCACAUGAAGCAGACCAGGAGGAAGUCUCGCCAAAGAUAGAAGGUGUAGAUAAAAAAGUAAGUGCUGGCGAAGGGGGAAGCGAUCAUGAAGAAGAAAUUACAAUCGACCACCCAAAGAUUGUUGAAACGAAGAAAAACCCCAUUAUCGAAACAGAACCGGAAACGUUCAGUAUACCGCAAGCACAUGAAAUUGUUGUUCCAAGUUAUUCCAAAUGGUUCAAUUUGGAAAAAAUUCAUUCCAUCGAGGUUCAAUCUUCACCUGAAUUUUUCACAAAUAGGAUUCCAUCCAAGACACCUGAAGUCUACAUGAGAUAUAGAAAUUUCAUGAUAAAUUCCUAUAGAUUGAAUCCUAAUGAAUACUUUAGCGUCACCGCAGCGAGGAGAAACGUUUCUGGUGAUGCUGCUGCAUUGUUCAGGUUGCAUAAAUUCCUAACUAAAUGGGGGCUAAUAAACUAUCAAGUCGAUUCUAGACUAUUACCCAAGAAAAUCGAACCCCCACUAACAUCUCAAUAUUCCACAAGGCAUGAUGCCCCCAGAGGACUAUUCCCCUUCGAAAGUUAUAAACCAUCUGUACAAUUGCCGGAUAUGGCAAAGCUUAAAAAAAUGAUGAAUACCAGUGAUUCGGAAAGUACUUUGUAUAAAUAUUUGAAAGAAAGUAAAAGAAAAUACGAUGAAAUAACCAAUUCAUCUAAUGUAUUAGAUAAUGAUAAUGGUGAUAAAAGCAAUAAAAACACGGAAACAUCCUCCGACAGGGCUGCUGAAAAUUUAUUGGAAGAGGAUGAAACCUCACGCCCUUUGAAAAAGCUCAAAAUUCUAGAACAAAUUGAUAAGAAUUGGUCAAAGGAAGAUUUACAGAAAUUAUUAAAGGGCAUACAGGAAUUCGGUGCUGAUUGGUAUAAAGUGGCCAAAAAUGUAGGUAAUAAAUCACCCGAGCAAUGUAUCUUGCGUUUUCUUCAAUUACCCAUUGAAGACAAGUUUCUGUAUGAUGAUGGCGAUACCAAGGGAAAUAACUACAGCGGAUUAGGGCCAUUAAAGUAUGCUCCUCACUUACCAUUCUCUAAAGGCGAAAAUCCAGUUUUAUCAACAAUAGCAUUCUUAGUGGGAUUAGUCAAUCCAAAGACCGUACAAACCAUGACUCAGAGAGCCAUUCAAUUUGAAAAAUCAAUAGAAUCUCAGCAGAAGGAAAUUUCUGAUAAAAAGUCAGUUGAAAACAUUAAAGAAGGCUCAGAAAUUGCCAUAUCGUCAUUAGGAUUUAGAAGUCAUGUUUUUGCUAAUCACGAGGAAAGACAAAUGAAUUUUUUAGCAAAUGAAUUGAUCAGACUACAGAUGGAAAAGUUAGACACAAAAUUAAAUCAUUUAAAGAAGGUUGAAAGUUUCAUGGAGCUGGAAAGAAAAACUAUAGAAAGGCAACAAGAAAACUUGCUAAUUCAGAGAUUAAAUUUCAAUCAAAACUCUAACAAGAUUGUAGGCGUUUUAACCAAAUGUCUAAAUUCAAUAUCGGAUAGCAAUAUUAAUAACAGCUCAGUCGCUGAAAGGGACGAAAUUAGGUCACAGAUAAACCACUUCAAAAAUAUGUUAUCCAAACCUGAGAGUUUAAGUAUUGGGAAGAAUUCCUUCAACAAGCCCGAUAUUGAAACAAGUGAAAGUCAUAAUGAUCAAAAUAUAUCUAACGAGAAUGACGUCAAACCGAUUUCUAUCGAAGCACCCCAGUUCUACAGGUACUGGUCGGCAUAA
This is a messenger RNA of Saccharomyces kudriavzevii IFO 1802, 2493 nucleotides long. RefSeq names its product Swi3p (gene SWI3). Gene Ontology annotation, molecular function: DNA binding; histone binding. The record is from RefSeq and is a predicted model, not a curated record. The transcript has a single exon. The coding region runs from base 1 to 2493 and encodes 830 amino acids. Lineage: Eukaryota; Fungi; Ascomycota; Saccharomycetes; Saccharomycetales; Saccharomycetaceae. Gene Ontology annotation, cellular component: SWI/SNF complex. Gene Ontology annotation, biological process: positive regulation of DNA-templated transcription.